Molecule: messenger RNA, 829 nt
Organism: Drosophila sulfurigaster albostrigata
Lineage: Eukaryota; Metazoa; Arthropoda; Insecta; Diptera; Drosophilidae
Product: trypsin alpha-like
Exons: 1
Coding region: 34-804 (256 amino acids)
Biological process (GO): proteolysis
Molecular function (GO): serine-type endopeptidase activity
Source: RefSeq, a predicted model, not a curated record
UGAUUUUCUAUUUUCAACAGAUCGUUUUACGAUAUGUUGAAACUCGUGAUCGCUUUGUCUAUGGUUGUCUACGUUUUCGGCAACUCUAUUCCUGAUGGGCUUCAGGAACUAUCUGUAGGCCGAAUCAUUGGAGGCACGGCCACCACCAUUAGCAACUUUCCCUGGCAAGUAUCCUUACAGCGUAGCGGCAGUCAUUCAUGUGGUGGCUCCGUUUACUCCGUUAACAUUAUUGUGACUAGUGCCCGGUGUCUGCAAUUCGUGCCCGCUGCCAUCGUCCAGGUUCGUGCCGGAUCAACUUACUGGAAUUCUGGGGGUAUCCUGCUACAGGUUUCCGCUUUCCGAAACCAUGAGGGCUACGAUGCAAACACCAUGGCUAACGAUAUUGCUGUCGUCCGUCUGAGCUCAUCCCUGCCCUUUAGCUCCACCAUUAAAGCAAUUGAUUUGGCCAAUUAUGCACCCGCUAACGGAGAUACCGCGUCAGUUUCUGGGUGGGGAACAGAGUCUUAUGGAUCCAGCUCUAUUCCUUCUCAGCUACAGUACGCUAACGUAAAUAUCAUCAGCCAAUCCAUAUGCGCUUCCUCUAGCUACGAUUAUGGUAGCCAAAUCAAGAACACCAUGAUCUGCGCUGCUGCCAGCGGCAAGGAUGCCUGUCAGGGUGAUUCCGGUGGCCCAUUGGUCUCUGGCGGUGUGCUAGUUGGUGUAGUGUCCUGGAAUUAUGGCUGUGCCGCCUCAAACUACCCAGGUGUCUACUCUAAUGUAGCUAUCCUUCGAUCAUGGGUGAUUAAUGCAGCCAGUAAUAUCUAACAAGUUGUUUCAAUAAAAAUUUUUU